Molecule: messenger RNA, 1539 nt
Organism: Mucor mucedo
Lineage: Eukaryota; Fungi; Mucoromycota; Mucoromycetes; Mucorales; Mucoraceae
Exons: 6
Coding region: 89-1189 (366 amino acids)
Source: RefSeq, a predicted model, not a curated record
UGUACUCGCAUUUCCCCACACACACACACACAUUCUCCCUUUUUCUCUUUUAUAUAAUUUUUUUUUUUUUCUAAAAAAAGUUCAACCUAUGGAAGCGUCUGUUGUGGAAGAAAGUACAAAUAUAUCACCACGAACAGUGAGAACUAACUGGUUACUAUUUUCAUGGAGUCAAAUUUCUAGCGCCACCAAAGCGCUAUUAUUGAUAUCCACCUUACUCGCUCUUAUCCAAAUCGCAGUGACGAUUGUUGUAUUGGUGCUGGGAAAUCGACAACAACUAAGUUGUGAAAAACCUCUACAGUUGUACUUGACAAUAUUUGUGGUCCGUGUAGGUUUAUCGUUACCGCUAUCUGUGUACCAACACCUAUUUAUACCCAGAAGAGGAAGACCCCGCCGAGCUAGAAACCAUAACAACAACAACAACAAUAUUAAUAUCAGUAACAACAACAACAACAACAACAACAAUAAUAAUAGUAAUAACGACACGACCCAUGACGACGCAAUUAAUCAAGAAUCAACCAAUCGUCCUGAAACACCUCCGCAUAACCGACCUUCCACCAUUUUUAGUGGAUGGGCAGAACGACUCAAGUCGUUACUAGAUUUGUUUGCGAUUCUUUGGUUUAUUGUGGGUAAUUAUCUAGUGUUUUCACAAUCCACAUGUGCAUUGAAUGCAGGACUGUAUUAUUAUACGAUCCUGACCUGGAUCAUUUUUGGUUACACGAUUCUGGUGAUUCCACUCUUGGCUUGUGCGUCCGUCGUAUUCUGUCUUCCCUGUGUCCUGGUGGCAAUGAGGACGUUUAAUAUCAAUAUAUCCAAUGUGAUGGUGGGUGGCAGCAAGGAGGAGAUUGCCAAAAUUCCCGUCUUCAAAUACAAGAAGAGCGAGGCAGGGGAGGAUGAAGAAACAACGGGUUCGAAACCUGUCAUGAAAAAGAAGAGUUAUUUUAGCAAAUUCAAAAAAGAACACCAUGUCACUACAGAUAAAUAUCUUUCAAUACCCAAGGCAGAAGAUGCUGUAUGUACUAUAUGUCUAUCCGAAUACGAAAACGAUGAAUUCAUUUGUAAAUUAUGGUGUGAGCAUCAUUAUCACCAUUCGUGUGUGACCGAGUGGUUAGGGUUGAAUUCGAAAUGUCCAUUAUGUAAACGAGAUUUCAGAAAAGAUCACGUUGAUCAAGACUCGGAUGAAGAAGUUUAAUAUAUAUAUAGUGUGUACAUAUCAGUCUGUAAUUUACAUCUUUUUUUUUUUUAUAUAAUAUAAAUAUUUACAAAAAAUAUAUGAUUUUGAUAUUUUCUAGUCUGAAGCAAUUAAAGCAACAAUCAUGCAGUAAAGAUAAAAGAAAAAUGUAAUGGCAUAGAAUCCAAGCUUAAUAAAGCUUUCCUUUUUGUGCUUGGACAAGGUACGAAAGAUCUCUGUAGCAUCGUACAUGUGUGUAUUGUUCAUAACCCUACCAACAACCGAUAAUAAGUUUCCUUCCCCCAUCAACAAUGAUCACGUCAAAAAAAAAAAAAAAAAAAUCACUUACUUUCGAACAUUGAUAAAUAAAA